GUAAGUGUGAAGUGCGGAUUCAGUGUGUUCUGCGACUCGCCGUAAUUAACGUGAAAAUGGAGAAAUAUAUUAGUGUGAAGGAACUUGAAGAAACCGCUCUCACUUUGCUACCUAUAGGUGCUCGAGACUAUUACAAAAGUGGCGCUACUGACGAACAAACAUUAGCAGAGAAUAAAAAGGCUUUUCAAAGAUUGCGCAUUCGUCCAAAAUGUUUAGUCGGAGUGAACAAUUGUUGUCUUCGGACACGAGUGUUAGGAAAUGAAGUGUCGAUGCCAAUCGGGAUUUCUCCCACAGCAAUGCAACGGAUGGCACAUCCAGAAGGCGAAAUAGCUAAUGCAAGAGCUGCAGCAGCUGAAAAUACCAUCUUCACCCUAAGCACUAUCGCUACUAGUUCUAUAGAAGAAAUAGCUGAAGCUGUACCACAGGGAAUCAAAUGGUUUCAACUUUAUAUUUAUAAAAAUAAAGAAGUCACAAAAAAUUUGGUGUUACGAGCAGAAAAAGCAGGAUUUAAGGCAAUAGCACUUACUGUUGACACACCUCUUUUUGGUCUUCGCCGGGCAGAUAUUCGCAACAAAUUUACCUUACCACAGCAUUUAAGAUUAGCGAAUUUUGACGGUCAUCUUUCUACUAAGAUUCGCGGUGCAAAUGAUGGCAGUGGCCUCAAUGAGUAUGUUCAUAAUUUAUUUGAUAAAUCACUAACGUGGGAUGAAGUCAAAUGGUUAAAAAGUAUAACAAAAUUGCCGAUUAUUGCCAAAGGAGUACUUCGUGGGGACGAUGCUGUAAAGGCUGUUGAAGCUGGAUGUUCUGCGAUACUGGUGUCAAAUCACGGGGCAAGACAAUUGGACGGAGUUCCCGCCACGAUUGAAGCCCUGCCUGAAAUUGUGGAAGCUGUGAAAAAGUACAAUGUUGAAGUAUACUUAGAUGGUGGCGUCUCUACUGGCACGGACGUAUAUAAGGCCUUAGCACUCGGAGCCAAAAUGGUAUUCGUAGGUAGGCCUGCUUUAUGGGGAUUGACAAUAGGCGGGCAAGCGGGUGUGCAGCGGAUGCUGAACAUUCUUCGUACUGAGUUAGAAUAUGCAUUACAAAUUGCAGGUACUCCAACUAUAGCUGACAUUACAAGAGACAUGGUGAGACAUGAAUCUGCAUAUAGUAAACUGUAAGAAUUUUUUUCUGACUUAAAAUGUAAAUAUGAACAUUUUUAAAUAAAAAUAAUUUGAAUAUGAGA
Manduca sexta (tobacco hornworm) is the source of this 1225-nucleotide messenger RNA. RefSeq names its product peroxisomal (S)-2-hydroxy-acid oxidase GLO3 (gene Hao). NCBI's taxonomy places the organism in Eukaryota, Metazoa, Arthropoda, Insecta, Lepidoptera, Sphingidae. The coding region runs from base 57 to 1160 and encodes 367 amino acids. The transcript is spliced from 9 exons. Gene Ontology annotation, molecular function: FMN binding; oxidoreductase activity. The record is from RefSeq and is a predicted model, not a curated record.